Molecule: messenger RNA, 1722 nt
Organism: [Torrubiella] hemipterigena
Lineage: Eukaryota; Fungi; Ascomycota; Sordariomycetes; Hypocreales; Clavicipitaceae
Source: the annotation of a GenBank genome assembly
UUCGUAUCUGCAAAGACCUCCCCGCUUGCCGAUGGCCUCGACCCUUUACCCCUCAUCCUUCCGCCAGGUCGCCCACAUUAGUGAACUAGCAUGCAUCUUAAUUGGGCCGAAACCUUAUCCAUUUCAUCAUCUUGUUAAUUCCUCGUGUUUCUUUUAGGAAACACGUAUACUCUCAACGUCGAGUUCGCUAUUGUAUCCAAAGUCGUUCUUAUACUCUGGUCCACCAUGGCACCAACUACAAAGAAACCACGCUUGCUCUUCUCUGCAUUUCCGCUUGAGGGUCAUACAUUUCCCCUCCUUUGUGCUGCUGGAUAUCUAGUCAAUCAAGGAUAUGAAGUUGUCUUUGUAGCCGGCAAGCAGUUUGAGGAGAGAAUCGUCGCGAUCGGUGCCGAAUGGCUGCCACUAGCUGGGCCCGAUGAGAAUACGCCUCUUACGACGCAAUUCCAAGAAGUCCUUGCGAUGCCGAUAGAUAUUAUCCGAAAUGGACUGCUCCUUACCCUGGUAUUUUACAAUACUCUGCUUUACCGAGUCAAUAGCAUGGUCGCAGCAAUGGAGACGGUUAAAAAGCGAGAUCCGGAGCGUGAAAUCAUCCUAGUAGAGGAUAUCAUCAACAUGACCUUGCAGCCAUUCGCCUACGGAAGACCAUUACCUGAAGGCUAUACUAGCAUGCCAAAAACCGUCGGUAUUAGCCCUACAGCCCUAGUUCAUGAGAGCGUCGAUAUUGGGCCGACGGGGCUCGGCCUUCUACCCGACUCGUCGGAAGGUGGCCGAGAGAGGAACAAGCACUUGUCAUAUCUGCUGCGUCGGGGUGCCCAGCCGUUUUUUGCCUCGUGGAAGCAGGCUAUUACCGAUUGUGGCGGCACGCAAGAGCCUACAGGGCAUCCCAUGACAGCAUGGUUUACUAGCUACGACAGAGUCAUCAUGCUUUGUUCCCCUGGGUGCGAGUUCCAGACAUCUGAUAUACCACCGGCAGUACGAUUCGCUGGCUGCCUUCCACGUCGUGACAUUGGUCCUAACCGAGUCAACCCGCCUUGGUGGCCAGAGCUUCUGGCCAACGCUGCCUUGGGCGACGCGCGCAAAAAGGUGAUUUUCGCGACACAGGGCACCUGGAACAAGGAUUUAAGCCAGAUGCUGUAUCCAGUAUUCGAGGCAGUUGGUGGCCGGGACGAUUGUAUUCUUAUAGCCACUCUGGGAGCCACGGGCGACAAACUAUCCGAUGAUGUCAAGGUGCCAGCCAACACUUGGAUCACGGACUACAUUUCCUAUGAUGUAAUUCUCGAGUAUACCGACGUCUUCAUUGCCAACGGCGGAUAUGGUGCGUUUAGCCACGCCGUAAUGAACGGAGUCCCAGCUGUCUUUGCCGGACUUGCGGAUGAUAAACUCGAGGUCUGUAGACGGGCAGAGUACGCGGGGUUUGCGUACAACAUUCGAACACAGCUGCCCACUGCGGAAAUGAUUCGCGUAGGAGUUGAUGAGGUGCUUUCAAACCCAAAGUACAAACAAAGAGCAGUUGAAUUACGCAAAGAAAACGAAGAGAUGGACUGUCUCUCAAGUAUUCAGAAGAUUAUUGAGGACAUUUCCAAAUGAUGACAUGUACGAUAGGCGAGUAUACGGUACGCCUAGAUCGCGAAUCGCAGUCGAUGUAUAGCGCAGCAUAGUUUGUAAUGUUUUUUUUUAUUUUGAAGUACACGACAGCAUUAAUAUGAGCACAUUUUUGUCCCA